Aspergillus udagawae is the source of this 1134-nucleotide messenger RNA. RefSeq lists its product as uncharacterized. Gene Ontology annotation, biological process: methylation. The transcript is spliced from 2 exons. The coding region runs from base 1 to 1134 and encodes 377 amino acids. Lineage: Eukaryota; Fungi; Ascomycota; Eurotiomycetes; Eurotiales; Aspergillaceae. Gene Ontology annotation, molecular function: S-adenosylmethionine-dependent methyltransferase activity. The record is from RefSeq and is a predicted model, not a curated record.
AUGACGGCUCAAUCUUACUUGAACCCUGUUGACCAAGGUCAUGACCACUCCAGGGUCCUAGAAAACGAUGUCCCCAUGCAGGGUGCCGGCUUCUAUAAUGCACACUCGGCCCUCCAGGCGGCUGCCAUGCGGCGAGCGUUGCCUUUGUUUGAUACCAUUCCAGUCAGCAAUGUAUCUGAGAGGUUUACUGCCGUCGAGUAUGGGUGUGCCCAGGGAGCAAAUUCAAUCCUGCCAUUCAAGCGCAUUCUCAAGGCUCGCUUCUCCGCCAGCAAUGCAGAGAAACACGAAGCCCAACUCAUCCUCUCAGAUCGUCCGGGCAACGAUUUCAACACCCUCGUGCAAACCAUCAAUCAGAUAGAGUGGCUUCCUAACCUGCUCAAGGGGCACUCAAUCUUCGCGUCCAUGGCGGCCAAGAGCUUCUACGACUGCGUCGUCCCGAGUAACACCGUGGAUGUCGGAUUCUCCCUGGCGACUCUCCAUCACCUGGAACGAUCGCCCUCGCACACCCCCGCAUCAAACAAUGCAGACGGAAACCAGGACUUGAACCGCCAACAGGCACACGAGGACCUAACUCGCUUCCUGACUCUGCGCGCUCAGGAGUUCCGACAAGGCGGCUCCUUGAUUUUAUCCUUUGUGAGUCAAUCGUCGACAGGAGUCCCCAAUUACCCGGACCUGGUGGAUGCCUGUCGACAAGCCAUGAUCCAGAUGGUCAUGAGCGGGAGGAUAUCCCCCGAGGUAGCUGGCGUGUUCCAAGUCCCUACCUACGAUCGGACGUUAGAGGACGUCCGGAUGUCCUUGGCUCAGGUCAAGGACGUUUGGCAGACAGAGGAGCUCUUCGAGGCGGAAAUCACCCAUCCCGCGUACGAGCGGCUGCAAGCCCAAGCCCGUGGCGGCGAGACUGAAACAGAAAUGGCUAGCCAAUUGUACGCGGAUACUGUGGUGGAUUGGAUGAUGGCCGUCAUCGCGGGAUACUUUGCCAAAGCGUUGCAGGUGGCGGCACCUGGGCUGGACGACGACGCCCGUAAGGGAUUAUUGACGGAAUGGAGCAAGCGAACUAAGGAGAUUUUCCUGAACGAACACCGGGAUAGUAAAGUGAGCUGUUGGUUUAUUUUUGUCAAACUCCUUCGUAUUUAG